UAAGCUUUGCCAAACUAUGUUCGUUUACAAUUUCAUAUCCACACAGCUUCUUCAAGGUUUGCUUGAAGAAUUCCACUCUAGAAGGUUGCUGCUGAUGCAUGCCCCAUCUUUUCCGACACCGACUACCGCAAACCCGGGAAACAGAGACAACUCUUCGGAUGCUUCCACCAGAAUCAACGGCUUCGAUGCAAGCAUCGUUCUGGUUUUGUCGGUCCUCGUAUGCGCUCUAAUUUUAUGUUUAGGACUCAAUUCCAUCAUUAGGUGUGCGUUAAGUUGCUCAAGUUUAGUAGCCUCGGACACUCCAGCCCAAUCGGCAAAUAGCGGGAUCAAGCGAAAAGCCUUCAAGUCUUUUCCAACGGUAAAUUACUCAGCUGACUUGAACCUGCCUGGCUUGGACUCGGAGUGUGUCAUAUGCCUAUCGGAUUUCAAACACGGAGACCGUGUGCUGAUUCUUCCAAUUUGCAACCACCGAUUCCAUGUCGGGUGCAUCGAUAAGUGGCUGAGUUCGCACUCGUCUUGCCCCAAGUGCAGGCACUGCCUUGACGAAACUUGCGGGAAGAUUGUCGACCGUAGCCACCGGGCUAGCUCGUUGCGACUUCCUCCGGCGCAGGAAACUGUUGUGACCAUAGCACCGGUUGAAUCUGAAGGUUUGAUACAUGACUAUAGGUGA
Messenger RNA from Hibiscus syriacus, 670 nucleotides. RefSeq names its product RING-H2 finger protein ATL78-like. Gene Ontology annotation, biological process: protein ubiquitination. Gene Ontology annotation, molecular function: transferase activity. NCBI's taxonomy places the organism in Eukaryota, Viridiplantae, Streptophyta, Magnoliopsida, Malvales, Malvaceae. The transcript has a single exon. Bases 17 to 670 code for a protein of 217 amino acids. The record is from RefSeq and is a predicted model, not a curated record.